AUGCCUUCUGAUGCCAAGAAGAAGCGCGAUGCCGCUAAAAAGGCUGCCAACAAAGGUGGAAAGAAGCCGGCCAAGAAGGAUGAAACUGCGGAAAACGGCUCCGCCACUAAUGGAGUUGUUUCGACUGAUCCAGCUGUAGAUGCCGCCGUUGCUUUGCUCGAACAAGUUGAGAUAGAGAAUGCUCAAGCUCGAGCUGUAGCCGGGGCCUUGGGGUCGCAUCCAAAGAGUGUUAAUUUCAAGAUUAACCAACUCACAAUCACUUUCCACGGAAGAGAGAUUGUUACGGAUACUACACUUGAAAUUAAUCAAGGUCAUAGAUAUGGACUUAUUGGAUUGAAUGGAUGCGGUAAGUUUUUUUAUCUCUUUUUAAGGUUUAGGUAUUAAAUUUACAAUUUGCUGCUAGUUUUACCGUUUAUGUUGGUAUUUUUCAUUAUAUAUGAAUUAUCUUUUAGGAAAAUCGACUCUUCUACAAGCCAUAUACAACCGUGAAAUGCCAAUUCCUGAACACAUUGACAUGUAUCUGCUGUCGAGAGAAAUGGUGGCUAGUGAUGAAACUGCUUUGAAGGCUGUCUACAAUGUUGACCAAGAGAGAAUCAAGUUGGAAGCUUUGGCAGAGGAAUUAGCCGCUAAUCCAGAAGAUGGUAGGUUAUAUGAGAGCUUUAGGAAGUAACCUAUAGAAUAGGACAAAUCAAUCAAAUAUAUUAUAGAAGCCCAGGAGCAGUUGAUGGACAUAUACGAACGUUUGGAUGAGAUGGACGCUAGCCAAGCCGAAGUCAAGGCUGCUCGUAUUCUCCAUGGUCUUGGAUUCAGUAGAGCUAUGAUGCUGAAAAAGUGCAGAGACUUCUCUGGAGGUUGGCGUAUGAGAAUUGCGUUGGCCAGAGCUUUGUAUCUGAAGCCUACGCUUCUGUUGCUGGACGAACCUACUAACCAUUUGGAUUUGGACGCUUGUGUAUGGUUGGAGCGAGAGUUGGCUGAGUGAGUUCUAUAUUUUUGGCAAAUAUUUGUUAUAAUUUAUUUAUUGAUUAUUUAAAAGGUAUUAGUUACGUUUUAAUUGAGAUUUUUUAGUUACAAGAGAGCGUUGUUAAUUGUUUCUCACUCCCAGGAUUUCAUGAACAACGUCUGCACUAAUAUGAUUCACUUGUUCCAGAAGAAGUUGAUCUACUAUGGUGUAAGGGGUUUUCUUCGCUUUUGUGUUUAGGUGCUUGUGCCAGUUUUAAAAAAUAUAUUUUUAGGGUAACUACGACACUUUCAUCAAGACCAGAGAAGAAUUGUUGGAGAAUCAAGCCAAGAAGUACAAAUGGGAACAAGAUCAAAUUGCUCACAUGAAGGAGUAUAUUGCUCGGUUUGGUCACGGUUCAGCCAAAUUGGCCAGACAAGCCCAAUCUAAAGAGAAGACCAUGGCCAAGAUGAUUGCUGGGGGUUUAACUGAGAAAGUGACUACUGAACAAGUGAAACAGUUUUACUUCUUCAACCCUGGAGACAUUCCACCCCCUGUUAUUAUGAUCCAGAACGUGUCUUUCAGAUACAACGAGGAAACUGUACGUUUUAAUUGUUUUAUAAUACAAGAAAUUUAUUACAGAAACAUAUUAUACUUGAGGGCAUUAAUGGUAUUUAUGUGAUUUUGUUUUAGCCUUACAUUUACAAAGAUCUUGAAUUUGGAAUUGAUCUUGACACUAGAAUCGCUUUAGUAGGCCCCAACGGAGCUGGAAAGUCUACUUUCUUGAAGCUGGUCAACGGAGCCAUCUCUCCUACUGACGGUCAAAUCAGACGUCACGUUCAUUGUAAGAUUGGAUUGUAUCACCAAGUAAGUUUUAUAGUUGAAUUAGUUUUUGUUCUACUAGAUUAUUAAAUUGUAUUUUGCAGCAUUUACACGAAGAACUGCCUUUGGACAAGUCAGCGCUUGAAUACAUGUUAGAGUCAUAUCCGGAAGUGAAAGAGAAGGAAGAGAUGAGGAAAAUCAUAGGAAGAUACGGCAUCACCGGAAGAGAACAAGUGUGUCCAAUUAAGCAACUCUCGGAUGGACAGAGAAGAAGAGUCUCGUUCGCCUGGCUAGCUUGGCAACAACCCCAUCUGCUGCUUCUUGAUGAACCUACGAAUCACUUGGACAUGGAGUCGAUCGACGCCUUGGCUGAAGCCAUUAAUGCUUUCGAUGGUGGAGUGAUAUUGGUUUCCCACGACUUUCGAUUGGUGCAGCAAGUGGCGGAGACCAUCUACAUCUGUGACAAACAGACCAUCACCAGAUGGGAGGGCGACAUCUUCUCCUUCAAGAAACAUCUGACUCAACAGAUCGCUUCGGGUGAAAAGGAGUUCGUGGAACGGUAA
This is a messenger RNA of Bursaphelenchus okinawaensis, 2322 nucleotides long. Lineage: Eukaryota; Metazoa; Nematoda; Chromadorea; Rhabditida; Aphelenchoididae. The record is from the annotation of a GenBank genome assembly.